AGCACCGCACUUUCAUCCAGGCCGUGAGAUCGCCACCACGAAAAAACAAAAAAAGAGUAAACCAGUGAUGUUCCAUAGUUAAAAUUAUAAUUUAAAAAAUCAAUGUGUCAUUUGAAGUUCGUUUUUUGAAUUUGAAUUACGAAAUUAUUCGAAAUGAAGUGGGUUUUCUAUGUGAUCGUUUUUGUGUACAUGUUCUAUAGGGCAGUGUACGGUCUGAAAACUGUGGAAAACAGUUUGAUGGUGGAACCCGUCACGUAUGGGGACGAUGACUAUUUGAAAGUUGGAAGCCAUAAAACCAUCAGUUGCAAGGCGUCCAAUCGGAAUCAGAGGGUGGAAUGGAUAGACCCGAAUGGCUACACAGUGAAACGCAUGCCAGGAGGUCGGAUAUUCUCUCAGGAGCAUUUCGUGCAGUCCAUGAGGGGACGAGCUCCGGCUCUAGUGCUGACUAUCACAAGAGCUGCGGUACAGGAUACCGGGGUAUACCAGUGCAAGUCUGGAGAUCUAGUUAAGAAUGUGUCACUGUGUGUUAUUGAACCUUCGGACUUUGGUGAAUCCCCUGCUGAGGUGGUAGCAGACAUAGGCCGCUCCAUCACAUUGUCUUGCCAAGCUAAGGGUGAUCCUGAACCCAGGAUCUCAUGGGUCUGGAAAGGAGUUACUAUUAGUGAUGAAUACGACACUGACAAAUACAAAGUGAUGACGAAGUACAACAUGCAAGGCUUCGAAGGUCUACUAACCAUCACGUCUCUGGAGCCAGAGGACAGUGGAGUGUACGGCUGUCUGAGCAUCCAGGAUAGCCCGCAAAGCGAAGACUGUAGCCAUAUGGAGACGUUCAAUAUCACUCUGAAUGUGAAUCAUCCUCCAAUAUUUGAAGAUGGCAAUAAAACGAAGUUGGUUUAUGGCAAGACCAAUCAAGAAGUCGAAAUAGAAUGCGUUGCCAACGGCCACCCGGCUCCCACAUACAGAUGGUUCCAGGAUCUAAAAGAUGACAUUUUGUACGAAUACGACAAGAAACAAGUGAAGAUCUCAGACGAGGGUUCAGCCGUUUUGACCGUGGUAGCCAACAAGACUACGUUUUAUAAUAGGUACAAGUGUGUGGCUAGCAAUGAGCAUGGCGACUCGGAAAAGUAUUUUGUUUUAAUGAAAAUGGAGAAACCUAAUAAGCCUAAUGAAGUGAGCUUGUUUAACGCUACAGCAAAUUCAGUUAAUUUGAAUGUAACGUGGUAUGAAGAAGUACAGUUCCCAAUUAACGCGUUGGAGAUACAACAUAUAGAACAAACUGACAUGGGCAGGAAAAUAUUCCCUCCCAAAGAAGCGUCGUGGAAGAAAAGUAAGCAGGUUGAAGUGAAAUUUUUAGGAGAAACUAUCGAUCCCGAAAUUGGAGGUAUCAUAGUAGCAUUGGAAGAAUUAGACCCGGACACAGCAUAUUGGAUCCGAUUGCGAGUAACCAACGAGGUUGGUGAAUCACCCUGGUCUGAUAUAGUGCUGGUUUCCACCGGUUCUGAAGAGGAAGAUUCCACUACGGAAGACCCGGAUGCUGAACCAGAAGUAGGCAGUAAUGAAGAGAAUAUGAAUGACGCUACUUUCUACGGCAUUUUCUUUGCUGGUGGUAUAUUUGUAGUUUCUUUUGUUUGUAUGUUUGCUAUGAGAUUGGUUAAGUAGACUUACGGAUGCAAAUGUUUUUAUAAUACGUAGCGUAGUUACGUCAUAUGUCAUUUUUAUUUUAUUUGAAGAGAGUUGAUAUGGCAGUAAAGUUUAAAUAGAUGUUACGUUUGAAAAGAAUUGUUUAUAUUAUUUAUUGAUAAAGGAAAUUUCAAAGACGUGAAGUCAUAUGAAUUACUUUGUAAAUACUAUAUUAAGUAAUGAAAUUAUAAU
Molecule: messenger RNA, 1872 nt
Organism: Helicoverpa armigera (cotton bollworm)
Lineage: Eukaryota; Metazoa; Arthropoda; Insecta; Lepidoptera; Noctuidae
Product: hemicentin-1
Exons: 10
Coding region: 154-1659 (501 amino acids)
Molecular function (GO): protein binding
Source: RefSeq, a predicted model, not a curated record